Messenger RNA from Hevea brasiliensis (rubber tree), 1988 nucleotides. RefSeq names its product UPF0496 protein At4g34320. The record is from RefSeq and is a predicted model, not a curated record. The transcript has 2 exons. Lineage: Eukaryota; Viridiplantae; Streptophyta; Magnoliopsida; Malpighiales; Euphorbiaceae. The coding region runs from base 744 to 1865 and encodes 373 amino acids.
UAGCUCUCUCUAAGCUUAAUCGCCAUAGCUCUUUCUUUCUUUUAUUGGGUAACAGUUACUUUCUACGCGUUAAAGCCGUAAUGACAUGAGGCUUUGAGCAAGUGAAAGAGAGAUGGGAUUCUAGAGAGAGAAAGAUAGAUAAGAGAAAGAUAGAUAAGAGAAGGGAAAAAAAAAAUCAUUGCUUCCUGCGUUUUCCAUGUCCUAAUUCUCAUUAAUGUCAUGCGUGCAAGCUAUGCUUAGAUGUUAGAGCUUUAGCCUCCACAACUAGCUACCGCCCUCUUCCACCUUAAUGAACAACCUCCACCCCUCCUCCUCAUUUCUUGGUCCUUAACGGUUUUUAUUAUCUUCAAGCUUCUUCAUUCUUCAAUAGCCUCUCGUUCUUCUCUCUGUUUGUUUAUAAUUAUUUAAUUAUGACAUAUUGCUUUUCCUUCUUAAUUAAGAAUACCCACCGCCACCACCUUUUAUCAUUAAUUCUCUCUUUCGGGGUUAUCCUAGUUUUGACAAAGUUUCAGAAUUAAAGCUUUAACUUGUAGCUCUCUCAGGAAAAAGGAAAAUAAAAAACUUGAGUUCUCAUCAGUUUUCACUGAUACAUAAAGUAUUCGCCGCCUCUUGUUUUCAAGGAUCUACAAUCGGGGGUGUUUAUAGAAAUCAAGGAAAUUUCAGAGCUUGACAAGGCUGCAAAUUAAAUCUCUAGCUGGAUUGUUUUUCUGUGUCUUGCUUUUGUUUAGAUAUCAAUUGAAGCCAUGGGAGGUCAUGUGAGCAAAAAGCCAGCCGAAGCAUCUUCUACUAUUAAUCUCAACAACAACCUACAAUAUACAACUGAAUUGAGCUCGUAUGAGGCUGCCUGCAGGCUUGACGAGGAUUUGCAAUCAUUUGACACCACUCUCCAAGUUCGUACCAAUCAUGUUAUAAAUACUCUUGCUGUUGGUGUUGAGGUUCGAGCUCUUUCAUUCGAUUCCUUGAAAGAAGUAACUGAAUGUCUACUGGAAAUGAAUCAAGAAGUUGUUAAGGUUAUUUUGGAGUGCAAGAAAGAUAUAUGGAAGAAUCAAGAAUUGUUUGAACUUGUCGAGGAAUACUUUGAGAAUAGUUUGCAAACUCUAGAUUUCUGUACUGCAUUGGAUAAGUGCUUAAAGCGUGCCCGUGAUAGCCAGUUGUUUAUUAUGGUGGCACUUCAACAGUUUGAAGAGGAAAGUGAGGCUGGAGGGAAUAGGUAUGUAAAAACCUUGGAGGGAUUGAAGAAUUUCAAGGCAUCAGGAGAUCCUUUCACUGAGGAAUUUUUUCAGAUCUUUCAAUCUGUAUAUAGGCAACAGAUAUUGAUGCUUGAGAAGCUGAAAUUUAGAAAGAACAAACUUGACAAGAAACUCAAGUACAUUCAUGCUUGGAGGAAGGUUUCAAGUAUGAUAUUUGUUGCUACUUGUGCUGCUGUGUUGAUUUGCUCAGUUGUGGCAGCAGCUAUGGCUGCCCCUCCUGUUGCAGCUGCUCUUGCUGCAGCAACAUCUAUCCCAGUUGGCUCAAUGGGGAAAUGGAUUGAUUCCCUAUGGAAGAACUAUGAAAAUGCCUUGAAGGGACAGAAGGAGUUGAUUAGCACAAUGCAAGUGGGUAGUUACGUUGCUAUAAAAGAUUUGGAGAACAUUCGGGUUCUUAUUGAUCGGUUGGAGAUCGACAUUGAAGCACUAAUGUUAAAUGCAAAAUUUGCAGUUGAGGAAGAUGCUGUAAAGGUUGCAAUAGAGGAGAUUAAGAAGAAGCUGGAAGUGUUUAUGAAGCAUGUUGAAGAUCUGGGAGUACAAUCUGAUACAUGCAGCCGAGAUAUUCGAAGGGCAAGGACUGUAGUUCUGCAAAGGAUCAUCAAACACCCCAGCAACUAAAAAGUUUCACUGCAUUACUCUGUUUAGGCAACAAUAUAAUUUUUUACUUUCCAUUUUGAAAACUGUUUAUUAUUUAAUUAUUGUAAAUUAUUAUUGAUUGCUAUUACUACACACAUUGUGUCA